AUGAGUCUCGGAUUGUAAGUCGACGCACUCUUGAAACUCGUACACGCAUGACUCACAAGCUCAUACCAUCUCGUCCCCCCCCGCACACAGCUAUUCACCCUUCUCCAACCUCAUCGAUGAUCUGACCACUCCCUACGCGAUCUACAUCGAUGGAGCCAACCAUGGCAGUGGAGCAGGCGAAGGAGGUAACAAGGUAGCUGCUGCUGCUAGACCUCCACGCAAGAAUUGGACCCCUUCCGAAAUUUGGGGAGGUCCUAGGCUCGACAUUCACGAGCAUCACGACAAGGUGCGUGCAUCGAUGCAAGGGCAAAUGGCUCGUGGGCGGCCCGAGAGCAAAAGUCGUUCAUCAAGAUUGACCCCCUCCUCUCUCUUGUGCUCAUUCGAUUCCUCUUCAUCGGCGCCACAGUUCACCGUCACCGCCGAAAUUCCGGGAGUGGCAAAGGAAGACAUUUCGCUAGAAGUGGACGACAAGAAGCGACGCGUGACUGUUCAAGGUGCUUUCAAGAACGAGUACUCUUCGGACGCAUCAUCCAGCGACGUCAAAGCUCGACAAGCCAAAGCGGAGGGUAAAGUCGCUCAUCCUCUACUGCUAGAACGUCAUUAUGGAUCCUUUUCCCGUUCUUUCGCCUUGCCACCCACAGCUAAUCUGAACGCUGUCAGCGCAAAGUAUGAGAAUGGCUUGCUCAAGUUGGAGAUUGCCAAAAAGGACAAGGAGGAGGCUAGCAAGCCUAGAAGCAUCGCCAUCUCGUCGUGA
Ceraceosorus bombacis is the source of this 754-nucleotide messenger RNA. Lineage: Eukaryota; Fungi; Basidiomycota; Exobasidiomycetes; Ceraceosorales; Ceraceosoraceae. The record is from the annotation of a GenBank genome assembly.